GCCUUGAUCAGCGGUUCUACAUCUCUUUCUCAUUCACUUCCUUCUACAAUAAUCCUAAAAUAUCGUAAUUUUUUCUGCUUCCUCCUCUCGACUGAAGUGGAGGAGACUGAGAAAGAAAUGUCUUUCUGGAGUAGGAAGGCGAAGAGCAUGGAGAGAAGCAAAGAGUGCAGUCAGGCCAACUUGUUCAGCUGCCACCUUACACUACAAAAUCCCUCUUCCCAUGGAACAUAAGAUCACUGAGGAUGAGGCUGCGCUCUAUGACCGACAGAUUCGUCUCUGGGGUCUUGAAGCCCAGCACAGAAUGAGAAACGCAUCAAUCUUGAUCGCGGGCAUGCGCGCGUUGAGCAACGAGGUCUGCAAGAACAUUAUCCUCGCAGGUGUGGGAUCUAUCACGUUGCUCGAAGACGAGGUCGUAACAGAGGAGGAUCUUGGAGCUCAAUUCUUGGUCCGUAAGGAGGACGUUGGCCGUAACCGCGCCGAGGUAGCAGCGGAAAAUGCGAGACACUUGAACCCUAGAGUGAAGGUGGUUGUGGAUCAGGACGACAUUGCGCAAAAGCCGGACUCGUUCUUCACAGGAUUCAAUAUUGUGUGUCUUACAGGAUGUGACCCAGGGCAAAUGGAUCGCAUUGACAAUAUCUGCAGGGGCACAAAGACCGGACUCUAUAUUGCAGGGGUGCACGGAUUUUUUGGAUACAUCUUCUGCGAUCUCACUAAACAUGAAUACAGAGAGGAAACACAAGAAACCGUGACGGAAAGGGGGAAGGAGCCAGAGACGACGAUCACACAGCGGAGCCAGAAUUAUGCUAGCUUAGCAGACACUAUGGAGGCACGUUGGGGAUAUCCAAAGCCAAAGGCAUUGAAGCGCAAGGUCUCGCCACUGCUCUUUGCUAUUCAAGCUCUUUGGCUGUUCCAAAAAGCACACAAUGGAAGACUGCCUCAGAGCAGCAAUCAGGGAGACCUGGACGCCAUGCUGAAAUUCAGAGAUGAGCGACUGAAGUCUGCUCAAGUUGAUGGCGCUUUUGUCGACGAUGAUCUGAUCAAGACUCUUGUCGCAACUGUAUCAGCAGAGAUUUCGCCUGUGUGCGCCAUUGUAGGGGGAUUCCUUGCACAGGAUAUAUUGAAGACACUUUCGGGCAAGGAUGCACCGUUGCUGAACUACUUUUUGUACAAUGGUACCGAAGGUACUGGGCUGGUCCAUCAUGUGCAGAAGACAGAGGCAUAAACCUGCCUUUCGACUUUAUUAUCCAGCUCACCAGUACCGGAAAAAUAAAAAAAAAAGGCUAUACCAGCCAUCGACCAGAACAAGACACAAAAUUCCUUGGUGCGAUGGACA
Messenger RNA from Gamsiella multidivaricata, 1333 nucleotides. RefSeq names its product SUMO-activating enzyme subunit 1. Gene Ontology annotation, cellular component: cytoplasm; SUMO activating enzyme complex. The coding region runs from base 221 to 1222 and encodes 333 amino acids. The transcript is spliced from 10 exons. Gene Ontology annotation, biological process: protein sumoylation. The record is from RefSeq and is a predicted model, not a curated record. Gene Ontology annotation, molecular function: SUMO activating enzyme activity. NCBI's taxonomy places the organism in Eukaryota, Fungi, Mortierellomycota, Mortierellomycetes, Mortierellales, Mortierellaceae.